Nematocida major is the source of this 741-nucleotide messenger RNA. Its product is annotated as 20S proteasome subunit beta 7. The record is from RefSeq and is a predicted model, not a curated record. The transcript has a single exon. Gene Ontology annotation, cellular component: proteasome core complex. The coding region runs from base 1 to 741 and encodes 246 amino acids. NCBI's taxonomy places the organism in Eukaryota, Fungi, Microsporidia.
AUGCGCAUAAAGGGACAGGAACUGGCGCCGGGUGUGUUUGCUGAGGAGCCUACUCGCGCGCACAUGAAGUCGUACAUCAUGGGAACCACCGUGCUGGCCAUGAAGUACAAAGACGGAGUUAUGCUGGCUACAGACACACAGCUGUCCUAUGGCUCGUACGGGAAGUACAACAACAUAGAAAGGAGCGGGGCUGUGUCCAAGAACACGUUUCUGGCCAGCUCCGGGGAGUACAGCAACUUCCAGGAGCUUCUCAAGGUGCUCCGGGUAAAAACAAACCCGCCGGGCGACAAGGAGGUGUAUAUGGGGCCCAGAGAGUGCUUUGAAUUGGUCAAAAACCACAUGUACGGCAAGCGGUGCAAAGGCACUCCCGAGCUAAACACGCACGUCGUUGCAGGCAUAGAGGGCCCGCUGAAGUCUCGCGUGCUUCCGUACGAGCAUGACCCAAGCGGGAAGUUUCUGGGGGUUGUUGACCACCUUGGAAACUUCUACUACGACAGCAUUGUAGGCACAGGGAUAGGCGCGCACCUUGCUCUGCCUAUACUUCGGGCACAGGUAGGAGAGAACACCGAGAUGUCAGAGGAGGAGGCGCACAAGAUUCUUGUGUCGGUAAUGACCACGCUGUACUACAGAGACACACGGGCGUCUCCAAGCAUUCAGAUAUCAAAAGUAACAAAAGAAGGCAUAACCGUAUCAAAGCCCUUUAUGCUGAAAACGUCCUGGGAGAUAGCAGAUAUUUUAUAA